CAUCAACCCAAACAAACAAACAAACAGAACAGCAAGCAAGCAAGCAACGUUGUUUGUGUGUGACUCAGCCGCUUCCUAUCUCUGCUGCUCUUGCUUGCUUGCUUGCUCGGUUGUCGUCGAAACCGCAUUCUUCUGCGCCGCUCGCCCGCUUUGCUCUUUGACCUCGCUCGCCGCUGCUGCUGCUGAGACCACCACCACCCUUCUUUCUCCCCAGGCGACCCGCUCUUCCACACCGCCGCCAUGUUCCGCUCAUCGACGCAUGACAUCAACUGCGGCUUCUUCAACCAAGACGCCAGUCGGUUGGCUGUCGGCACGAUGGACGGGUACAUGAUCAUGAAGAUCUCUCCGGACAUCAAGAUGAUCACGUCCUCGCACGAGGAGAGCACGAGCCUGAUUCACCUGUACUACAACACGGGCCUGAUUGCGCACGUUGGCGGAGGCUCUGAGGCCUUCUCGUCGCAACGGUGCAUGAAGAUCACAAACGUGCGGACGCGCAAGGAGAUUAUCCGCAUGUCGUACAGCAAGAAGAUCUUGGCCGUGCGCAUCAAUCGGCGGUUCCUCGUUCUCGCCUCGGACGAGAGCAUCCGCAUCUACGACAUGGGCACCAUGAAGCUCAAGCACACCAUCUCAUCUCCGCCCGCCAACCCAAAUGGUGUCCUUGCCUUGGCCACGUGUCACGUGCUCAAGGAAGAAGACAAGGGCUGCCGCCACCUUCUCUGCUACCCGAAAUCCAAUGAGAAGGGCGAUCUUUUCGUCUACGACGUCGAGAACCAGCGUCUGCUGUACAAUCUGGAGGCACACACGUCGCCCGUGGCGUGUGUCGCCUUCAACAACAGGGGAUCCCUCCUCGCCACCGCCAGCGAGAAGGGCACCAAGUUCCGUGUGUUUGCCACAGCAACACGUGCAAAGCUGUAUGAGCUUCGUCGCGGCUACGCCACCCGCGCCCGCGUCCUCUCCAUGAACUUUUGCCCGGAGUCCAAGUACCUGUGCGUGUCGAGCGAGAAGGCGACGGUGCACGUGUUCAAGACGGACCACCACGACCAAGAGGCGGUCGCCCCACCCGAAGCGCCCGAGGAGAGCGACUCGUGGUCCUCCUACUUCACAUCGGGCCUGUCCUCCGCCGUGUCCUACUUUGCCCCGAGUCUGCCCGAGAUGUGGACGGAGGAGCGAAGCUUUGCCAUGGCCACGCUCGACGAAGCGUGCGAGAACACUAGCGCCCUCGUGUACGAAGACAGGCGCCUCGUCCUCAUCGUCUUCACCUCAACAGGCGACCUCUACAAGUUCUGGGUACACGAGGACGGCACUGUGACGCCGAAGCAGCGCGUGUCUGUGCUGAGCAUCGAGCGGGAGUACGCGCAGGGGGUGCACACCGCGUCCACGUCCCAGGACGGCGAGGAAAGCGAUGACAUGGCGCACGCAACAGCAGGCAUGCGGCAGCUGCUGGCAGGGGAGGGCGACGAAGAGUCGGCACCGCCACCGCAGCACCAGCAGCAGCACCAGCAGCAGGCGCGUGGCGAUGAGGCGCAGGCGAGCGCACGCAAGGAGCUGGCCAGUGAUGAACAGGACCACCAGUGAUGGAUGGAUGGACGGGUGGAUAUGGGUCAGCCACCGUGCGAGUGGAAUGCGCUGCGCCCCACCUUUGCGUGCGCGUGCCGAAACAUGUCUUUCUCUCCCUCUUUUCUGUUUGUGCGUAUUUCCUUGUUUGUGUGCAUUUCCUUGCCUGCCUACUGUCGUUGGACUGCCUCUUUGUGUGUGUGUGUGUGUGUGUGUGUGUGUGUGUGUGUGUGUGUGUGUGUGUGUGUGUGUGUGUGUGUGUGUGUGUGUGUGUGUGUUGCGUCUGCUUGGUGCUGGUCUUACACGCUGCUCUGGAUCGAUGUUAUGUGCCCAAUACGUGCGUGCAUGUGUUCGCUUGAGCGGGUUUGCUUGAGUGGUUUUACUGCUGUAAAUUGAACGCAAAAA
Messenger RNA from Salpingoeca rosetta, 1959 nucleotides. RefSeq lists its product as uncharacterized. Gene Ontology annotation, biological process: protein lipidation; protein localization to phagophore assembly site; nucleophagy. Bases 241 to 1575 code for a protein of 444 amino acids. The record is from RefSeq and is a predicted model, not a curated record. Gene Ontology annotation, molecular function: protein binding; phosphatidylinositol-3-phosphate binding; phosphatidylinositol-3,5-bisphosphate binding. Gene Ontology annotation, cellular component: phagophore assembly site membrane; cytosol; extrinsic component of membrane. Lineage: Eukaryota; Choanoflagellata; Craspedida; Salpingoecidae. The transcript has 7 exons.